Megalops cyprinoides (Indo-Pacific tarpon) is the source of this 1884-nucleotide messenger RNA. It is a transcript of the gene zbtb32, whose product is annotated as zinc finger and BTB domain containing 32. The record is from RefSeq and is a predicted model, not a curated record. Gene Ontology annotation, cellular component: nucleus. NCBI's taxonomy places the organism in Eukaryota, Metazoa, Chordata, Actinopteri, Elopiformes, Megalopidae. The coding region runs from base 88 to 1884 and encodes 598 amino acids. Gene Ontology annotation, biological process: regulation of transcription by RNA polymerase II. Gene Ontology annotation, molecular function: protein binding; RNA polymerase II cis-regulatory region sequence-specific DNA binding; DNA-binding transcription factor activity, RNA polymerase II-specific. The transcript is spliced from 7 exons.
GCCACAAUGCGUGUCUGUUCAGCUCUCAGGAUGGAGAGUGAGCUGAGUCACUCGUGAACUGCUCUCCUCCCCUUCUCGCACUCUACGAUGAUGGUCCAGCUCCACAAUCGCCAGUACCCUCACCUCCUUCGCCAUGCCGACAAGCUGCGGCAGUCGGGCGUGCUGUGCGACACUGUGGUGGUGGUGGAUGGCCAGGCCUUCCAGGCCCACGGCGUGGUGCUGGCAUGCGCCAGCAAGAAGCUGGAGCAGCAGCUGAGGGAUGCAGAGGACGGGCCGCGUCGUCAGUGCACCAUCAGCAACCUCUCCCCCCGCACCUUCCAGCAGAUCCUUGACUACGCCUACAGGGAGACCCUGGAGGUCUGUGCCGGAGACCUCCGGGAGCUCCUGAGGGCAGCUGAGCUUCUGGAGAUGCGGCCGCUGGAGGAGCAGUGUCUCGAGCAGCUAAAGAUGGUAACAGGCGCCGGCCAGGUCCCGGAAGCCCCGGGAGUGGCCAGCGCAGGAGGGGAGGCACCGUCCUCGGAGGGGUCCCCGAGAGUCGCGUCCCUGGAGGAGCACUCCGACGUCGAGGUUGUGGAGGCAUCUCCGUGCACGUCCCCUGGCGGUGAAAAAAAAACGAAGCCAGAUGAUGUUCCACCACAGGCGGCCCCGGCACCCCCCCGCGUCAGCGUGAUUGCCAGCGCCGCCACCUCGGUGCCCUCCAAACUCGGGUGGAGCUCGGUCACCCCGCAGGGAAUGGCCCACACCAGCACCGACUUCAUGGCCAUCCGCUCCUUCCAAUCUUCCCGCCCCCUGCUGGCUUACUCCAUACCCUACUCCGCCCCUGUGUGCUCCCUGUACCCCUCUCCAUCCAUGACACAAGUCCACGACUCCAUCCUGGGAUACGCGGGUCUAUUCCACCCCUUGCACCACGGCCUCCUUCCAGCGGCGCAGAAGCUGGGCGUAACCAUCAAGCAAGACCCUCUGGGGAAGAAGGCCUCGUUCGACGCAACACUGAUCGGCAAUGUGCCAGAGGAAGAGGAGAGGAAGCUACAAGGAAGCGCAGACCGGAUCUUCCGCUGCCUGCAUUGCCACAAGGAGUUCCUGGACAACCGAAGACUGCAAAUGCACGCCAUCAUUCCCUCACGUAAUCAUCCUGUGAGCUCUCUGCAGGCUCCGCGCUCUGACUUCAGCGCCGUUGUUGAAAAGCAUCAAGCCACCGAAAGUCCAAAAAGAGUCGACAAGCGCCUGCGUAAAGUCGCGCGGUGUUGCAACUCCACGCCGAGGCGCUUUGAUGAAGCAGAGCAGCAACGUAUUUGUAGUAAUCCCUCUCAUCUACUCUCUGCAGUCCCCUUGGAACCCCUCUUUUGUCCUUUCUGUGGCAAAAGCCAGGGAGCCCGAAGGGGAGCCCUGUCCCAGCAUGCUCGGAGGUGGGGUCACCUCUGCCCGAUCUGCAACCGGUCCUUUGCCAGCAACACUGCCCUGCGCCGGCAUCAGAGACUGCACACAGGCGAGGUGUCCUUUGGCUGCGAGUAUUGCGACCGCUGCUUCAGGGACGAGAGCUCCCUACGCUCUCACCGUCGGAUCCACAGCGGGGAGAAGCCCUACCAGUGUCAGCGCUGUCUGAAGAGAUUCAGCCUGAAGCACCAGCUGGACACCCAUUACAGGGUGCACACCGGUGAAAAGCCCUUUGAGUGCCGUCUCUGUGGCCAGCGCUCGCGGGACUACUCGGCCAUGAUUAAGCACCUGCGCACCCACGGCGGCGCUGCUCCCUACCAAUGCACCAUCUGCCUGGAGUACUGCAACAGCCUGGCCGCCAUGCAGAAGCACCUGAAGACCCACCCCCACCAGGACUUCCCCCCAGACUGGAGCAUCAACAGCACCUACCUGUACACCUCCCACAGCUGA